This is a messenger RNA of Python bivittatus (Burmese python), 1570 nucleotides long. The record is from RefSeq and is a predicted model, not a curated record. NCBI's taxonomy places the organism in Eukaryota, Metazoa, Chordata, Lepidosauria, Squamata, Pythonidae.
CCGCCGCCGCCGCCGCCGCUGCUUUCCGGCGCUGAGGCCUCCCCCCGCGCGCAGCACCCGCUGCCGACGCUGCGCCUGGGUCGCUCUUCCGAGGUGCGGCAGGGGGAGUUCGUCGUGGCCAUGGGCAGCCCGUUCGCCCUGCAGAACACCAUCACCUCGGGCAUCGUCAGCUCGGCCCAGCGCGGAGGCCGGGAGCUGGGCUUGGCGUCCUCGGACAUGGAGUACAUCCAGACGGACGCCGCCAUCGACUUUGGGAACUCCGGGGGCCCCCUCGUCAACCUCGAUGGGGAAGUGAUCGGCGUCAACACGAUGAAGGUCACGCCUGGGAUCUCUUUUGCCAUUCCCUCCGACCGGCUCCGAGCCUUCCUGGAGCAGGAGGAGAAGCAGAGGGAGUCCUGGUUUGGUCGCUCCGAGGGCAAGCGCCGCUACAUUGGCGUGAUGAUGCUGACCUUGACUCCCAGCAUCCUGUCAGAGCUGAAAGGGAGGAAUCCGUCUUUCCCUGAUGUCCCACACGGUGUCCUCAUCCACAAGGUCAUUGUGGGCUCCCCUGCUCAUCAGGCGGGCCUGAAAGCUGGCGAUGUGGUAACAGAGAUCAAUGGGAAGGCCUCCCGGCGGGCAGAAGACAUCUACGAGGCCGUGCGGACCCAGACCCGCCUCACUUUGCUGGUCCACCGUGGCUAUGAGGUGCUGCUGUUGACCAUCACCCCGGAAGUCACAGAGUAGGGGAGUCGAGGCAGGACUCGGCCCCCCCAACCCCCCCCGGAUUCCAAAAGCUGUUUCCCCUGAGCAGAGGGUGGGCUGGGCCUCUGUUCCCUAUGACCUUGGCAGGGGAUUGACGGUGCCACGUGGCUGUGGGCUGGAAGUGGCCGGAGCCCGGCUGGCACGGCAGAGCUUCUCGUCCCUCUGCUGGGGUCACCUCGUUCAAGGAUCGCACAGUGCCCUUCCCAAAGAGGGGCAGGGGACGCACGGGGCACUUUGUCCCCAAAAGCUUUUGGUGGAGAGCCUGCAUCUUGCCUUUGUAACGAACACUUGUCGAAGAUGGCCUUGCCCGUGAAGGCAGCAUCUUCUGAAAGUGCUCCCGCUGGACCUGGCCGUAGCUGGUCUUUCCUGGACCGCAACCUUGCCCGGCCUGUCCCUUGGGGUGUUCUUAAGCCCUCUAAUCUGGGCGUUUGGGACUCUACUUGGGCGCCAGCCUUGAGAAGGCGGUGUGACUGGUUUGCCACAGGGGAAUUCCUUCUUGCCCUGGUGCGGGUGGGAGGCUGCCCUGCUUGAGAGAGAAGCCCCCAGCCAGCUGGGUUGGCUUCCCCUUCUCUCCUUGGAAUUGGGUGGGGGGGCUCUGCGUGUUCUGAAGCAGGGGGCUGCCUGAACCAAGAGUGGGGGCUGUGCAGCAGGAAGGGUGCUGGACUUGUGCCAGCCUGUGGAAUUGUAUCCCAUCUGCAGAGGCAUUAGCUGUCUCGGCUGGGGAUGUUGGGGGUUGGAGUCCAACAUUUCUGGCAGCUGUGAACUCUGGAAAGAGUGAUGUAAGGGCUGGGGGCGUGUGGCCAAAGUCAAUUACAUUUUCGAAGCCAGA